ACAAAUCUGUUUGUUGUUAUUGCACAGUUUUGAUGACAUUUGAAUUUCUUUGAGUAAAAAGAAACAAGAAGGUUUAUUAAAUCAGAAACUUUCUGUAAUAGCAUCCCAGACAAGUCCCCAAGUUUUGCCGUGGCCCCCUAUGAAAAAAACACUAUGAAGGAGGACCCACAUAAACAGCCAGAGAUAAACUGUCAAAGCUGACUGGUAAAACUUGCAAACAGAGCUUGUUAAACAUGGCAAAGAAAAAAAAGGUCGAGAGCAGAUUCCAAUUCAACACAGAACUCCAAAGACAUUGCAACAUUUACCAGGAUACUAGACAGUCUCCUGGAUGGGUAUGACAACAGACUCAGACCUGGUCUUGGAGACCGAGUGACAGAAGUAAAGACAGAUGUCUAUGUGACCAGUUUUGGACCAGUGUCUGACACAGAUAUGGAAUACACAGUGGAUGUUUUCUUCCGUCAGAACUGGUUAGACGAGCGACUGAAGUUUCACGGACCAAUGGAAAUCCUUCCUCUCAACAACCUGAUGGCCAGUAAGAUUUGGACACCUGACACCUUUUUUCAUAAUGGCAAGAAAUCUGUGGCCCACAACAUGACCAUGCCCAACAAGCUUCUGAGGAUCAUGGAUAAUGGAACGCUGCUCUACACCAUGAGGUUAACAGUUCAGGCUGAGUGUCCCAUGCAUCUGGAGGAUUUCCCCAUGGACUCACAUUCAUGCCCUCUGAAGUUUGGCAGCUAUGCCUACACAAAUACAGAGGUAACAUACAUGUGGAGAAGAAAUGCCUCCCAGUCAGUAGAUGUAGCAGAUGAUGGAUCCAGGCUCAACCAGUAUGACUUGGUGGGACAGACUGUUGGAAAGGAGACCAUUAAAUCCAGCACCGGUGAAUACACAGUGAUGACAGCUCACUUCCACCUGAAGAGGAAGAUCGGAUACUUUGUAAUCCAGACGUAUCUGCCCUGUAUCAUGACGGUCAUCCUCUCCCAGGUCUCCUUCUGGCUCAACCGGGAAUCGGUGCCAGCUAGAACUGUGUUUGGUGUGACCACAGUUCUCACAAUGACCACCCUGAGUAUCAGUGCCCGUAACUCUCUGCCAAAGGUGGCCUAUGCUACUGCAAUGGACUGGUUCAUCGCCGUCUGUUACGCGUUUGUCUUCUCUGCUCUCAUUGAGUUUGCCACUGUUAACUACUUUACCAAGCGAGGCUGGGCCUGGGAUGGAAAAAGUGCUGUCAACGACAAGAAAAAGGAAGCAGCUGUCAUGAAGAAGAACAACGCCUACGCUGUAGCUGUGGCAAACUAUGCGCCCAACAUCACUAAAGACUCAACACUGCCCACCAUCUCCAAGUGCACUCUGAACGAGCCCAACAAGAUCACAGCGGAGACAAAGCCUGAGCAGAACAAGAAAACCUUUAACAGUGUCAGCAAGAUCGACCGCAUCUCCCGUAUCAUGUUCCCUGUGUUGUUCGGCACCUUCAACCUGGUCUACUGGGCCACCUACCUGAACAGAGAACCAGUCAUCAAAGACCUGGAUCCGUCCAAAUGAGCAGGAGGAACCCAGUACAACAUACCACACAUUCAGGACAAUAACAUUUAUUUAUAUUUGUUUCGUGGUUUUUUUUUUUUUUUGUUUUUUUUUCUAAAUUCAGGUUCUGGUAAGUUACUUUCUCUCAUUAGUGGACACAGUUUUGCAUAUAGGUGCACAUUUUUUAAGUAGCUUAGAGCACACAGCUUUGUCCAAGAACGUUUCUUAAAGAUAUGAUAUAAAAUCACAGCAUAAACCAUGAUAACUGAAAUGCUGCAGAAUGGUGCUCUGCAGUUCCCCUCAGGUCUAACAGUGUUUUCUCUUCACCUUUAAUCACUUUAUAAAAGUUCUGAUAAAAAUCACUGUCAACAACCUGCUUAGAUCCAAUCAGCAGAAAGACGAGGCAUUGACGUGUUUAAAAUAUUAGGUACAUUUUGUGGUUCAUAGGAAUGUGCCUUUCCAAUCACAAAUACUACAAAAAUCACAUGUAAUAUCUGGUUAUGUGUUUAAUACUGCUCCAACCACUAUCAAUAGUCUAUCUAUCUAUCUAUCUAUCUAUCUAUCUAUCUAUCUAUCUAUCUAUCUAUCUAUCUA
Girardinichthys multiradiatus is the source of this 2112-nucleotide messenger RNA. It is a transcript of the gene gabra2a, whose product is annotated as gamma-aminobutyric acid type A receptor subunit alpha2a. The coding region runs from base 430 to 1539 and encodes 369 amino acids. Gene Ontology annotation, cellular component: synapse; postsynapse; dendrite membrane. The transcript has 9 exons. The record is from RefSeq and is a predicted model, not a curated record. Gene Ontology annotation, biological process: monoatomic ion transmembrane transport; nervous system process; signal transduction. Gene Ontology annotation, molecular function: GABA-A receptor activity; benzodiazepine receptor activity; transmitter-gated monoatomic ion channel activity involved in regulation of postsynaptic membrane potential. Lineage: Eukaryota; Metazoa; Chordata; Actinopteri; Cyprinodontiformes; Goodeidae.